ACCUGGAUUUAAAUACAUUUCUUUUCUGAAUCAGAUAAAGGACCUGAUUUCAGGUUCCUUAAAUGUCGAAGAUGCUACUGUUGAAUUAAGUUGAUUAAAAAGAAAACUGGGAAAAGAAAAUCCCUUAAUGAAUGAAAAUCUAAUUUAUUAAGUGAUUUCCAAGAUCGGUAGAGGUGCCUUAACACAUCCACACUCACACCUGUCUCUUUUUCUUUUUGUUUGUCUUCCAUGGACGAGUGCAUUUUUUAAAAAAGGAUAUUUCCCUGCUCUUUCUCCAAAAAUAGUCCAGGGUGAUUUAGAAGAAUUAAUAACUGGAGAGGCUCUUCCCCUUCAGGGACCAAAGACAAAAAAGAAUGACACAGCACACAAACACAAAAAAAAAGGAACAAAGAAGAAAACAAGUCAAGGCAUAAAAUGAUGUAAAGUUAGUUCACUGUGGCCUUUUUGCCGUUUUACAGGGCUGCGUCGACCCACUUCUGGGUUAUGAUGUCCUUUCAAGAAAAGAGGCUGGGGUUUUUCCAGUGGCUUUGAUGGAUGAGCCUGGCGUGUGUUUCCUUCCGUUCCACAAUCCUAGAUAAUAUAAAUUUGAGUGCAGAGGAAGAAAAAUUACAGGUAUUCAGGAAGCCAGGGUUGGGUGACACAUCUGGGGACUUAAGCAAGCACGCUGGCUGUAGCCCAUCGCUGGGCGCCCAGGGUGGUCCAGGCAUAUGUCCACACACCGAAGGUUGGACUGUGUUGGUGCCAUGUCGUCUUUUGGGAAGCUGACCGAAUACUUCAGCCUCCGGAAGUCCAGGAAUGAAUUUCGAUCCGAUCCACGGAAUAGCCGGAGAAGUGGCAGUUACUGCUGUAAUCUCACCGAAUGCAGGUCGCUCGACCGAAAGUCUCAGAGGCCACUUUUAGGAAAGUCUCGGACACUUCCAAGUAUCCCUCAGUCCCCCGUCAUCAGUCGGGUUCCAUUUUUGGACUCCAAACUGUACAGGAAAGAGAUGCCUGAACAGAAGCCGAUUAGGAAUCACUCUGCCCCGGAUUGUCAAGAAGGUUGCACGGUGCCCUCUACUGGAGAGGCCUGGGAGCUAGAAGAUGACUGCCUGAGUCCUGGGAGAGAGCCCGCCAUGCAGCCACGACUUUGCACUGUGAUGGAUGAGGCCGCUUUCAGGGCCAUCCGGACUCGGUCUUUCUACAUGAGGAAGAGUCUAUCGGUGGACAACCAUCUAAGCUCCCUCAGCUAUUCUCUCCCCACAGCCGAAACGAAGACGGAGCGGGUCAAAACGAAGCUUCGGCGGCAGUUUAGCCUGGGAUCGGCAGACAAGAAGGAUUUGUACUCUUCAAAGUCUUCCUCACCAAAAAUGACCCAGCAACUAAGAGAUCUGCAGUUAGCCCACGCUCGAAAACAGCCGGGACCAUCAUCCCCAAAUGCCGCCAAGAGGCUUUAUCGGAAUCUCUCUGGGAAAUUCAGAGUUAACUACAUGUCAUUUGAUGAAGGAAACCUAGCCGGGAAAGCUGAAAAGGAGAAGCAGCGAAAAUCCUACUUGUUUCAAGGCAAUGCUGCUCUCUUUGAGGCUGUUGAGUUGCAAGACCUGGAUAAGGUGGAAGAGCUGCUUAAGCAAUACAGUCUGGAGGAAUUGGAUCUUAAUACUCCUAAUAGUGAAGGUCUCCUGCCACUAGAUAUUGCAAUCAUGACCAACAACUCGCCCAUUGCCAAGACCCUCUUGCUGGCUGGAGCCAAGGAAAGUCCUCACUUUGUAAGCCUGGAGAGUCGGUCUUUGCAUCUGGCAACCCUGGUUCGGGAAGCAGAACAGCGGGUCAACGAUCUCACCGCGCAGGUGGUGAACGAGGUGCCCGACGCGGAAAGCUCAGAAAAAGAGAAACAGCUGAAGGCCUGGGAAUGGCGCUACCGGCUUUACAAGCGCAUGAACGCCGGAUUUGAGCACGCACGAGUUCCAGAUCCACCUACAAAUGUCCACCUUUCAGUGGCCAGCAGCACCUCUGUCGAAGUGUCAUUUCAGGAGCCUCUAAGUGUCAAUUCAGCGAUUGUCACCAAAUACAAAGUUGAGUGGAGCUGCUCUCCCUCUUUUUCCCCACCGCUGGGCGAAAUGGUGAUUGACAAGCUGAAAAAACUCCAGAUCACCAUCCACGGCCUUGUCUCGGGUACAGCUUAUUAUGUCCAGGUGUCUGCCUACAACAUGAAGGGCUGGGGACCCCCCCAAACCUCCCUACCAGCCUAUGCCAUCCCCUCAAACUGGAGAGAAUACGAUGGGAGGGCUCCACGUCAGAGAGGACAGGCCGAAGCUCUGGACCAUCUCCUCAACCAGGUGAAGAUGGUGCACCAACACUGUGUGUGUCAUGAACCGUGUAAGAACCAACCCCAGAGUAGAAAACAUUCUGUCUCCAAAAGUCUCAAAUACCUCUUUCAUCCUGGUAGCAAAUUUUUAAAGACCCUGAAAAGGGGUCUCUAUCUCGCCUCCAUUUUCUACAAGGAUGACAAUAUUCUGGUGACCCCCGAAGACCAGAUCCCGGUGGUGGAGAUUGAUGACACCUAUUCCUGCUUGCUUAUGCAGGAUUUCCUCUGGUUCACCAAGGUGUCGUGCAUGUGGGAUGAAAUCAUGUGGCUGCGACAGUGCGUUUCCGUCUCCCAGUCUUCCUGUUCGUGUGUUCUCCAAACGCGCUUCAAGAUGCUGCUGGCCAUCUCACAGAUGCAGGGUCUGCUAGGAAUUCAAGACCUGGGUCAGGUGUUCUUCGAACCCAUCAAAGACAAGCAAGGGAACAUUUUGGUGGUCACCCUAAAAGAAGUGAAGACCAGCCAGACUUUUGAGAGCGUUCGCUGGGUCCCUCUGUCAAAGCUGCAGACCACUCGCAAGUCAAUUUCUUCCCCCGAAGAACCUACAGCUCUGGAUGUCCUUCUCAUGACCAUGCAGGAGAAAUUAGCUUACCAUCAGAACAGCAGCCAGGCGCUUCCCCCUGGACUUUAUCUGGGUUACCUGAAGCUUUGCAGCGCAGUUGACCAGAUCCGAGUAUUGGUGCCGGAACAGUUACCCAACAUCUUAUGUCAUGUGAAAAUACGGAGCAAUCCCAACAUAUCCAGAGAGGAAUGGGAAUGGCUGCAGACCCUGGCUAGCAUGGAAGACCCUGUUCCCUCAGAGCAAGAACUGGAAACUUCUCAGCAGCUUUUUCUCCAGGAGCUCCAAGGGGCCAUCAGAGAGUUGAUGCAACUGGUCAACAUCCCACUUCACGAGGCCAAAGAUUUCCGCCUGUACAGUCAGGAAGUUCUGGACUUUGGAAGGCAGGUCUCUUUUCUUCUACUUCUUCCUCCUUCAGAUGAUGUGUGUACUGCUCCUGGCCAGAAUAACCCUCACACCCCUCGGACUGGCUUCCUCACCCUUCCUCUUCAGAUCUUCGAGCUAGUUCACUUCUUCAUUUACGACCAUGAAUUCAUUAGCCAGUAUUGCCAAGUAUCUGCAUUUCUAGAGCUGGAAUCACUGCUCUCUCAACAGAGCCUCAGGGAGGCCUUUUCAGACGCAGAAGUAACUACUGCCAAACAGCGGCACCAACAAGUUCAGGAUUAUAUACAGCAAAUGGAAGAGAUUUGGCGAGAAAUGCGUUGGAUGAUGGAUGCCUUGCAACAUGCCCGGUACAAGCAACCAUCUUGUGGCCUCCCACUUGUGUGGUUCAUCAAAGAAUCGGGCACAGCACAAAAUGAGACAACUCAGUCAACCUCUUCUCACUUAGACUUCCUUCCCUCGCCAAACCCGUCUCCUGAAAUGAGCCGUAAGCUCAACUCUGACUCGCACGGGGUCUCAGAUGAGGAGGGCUCCUCAGAAGUGUUCUUAGCCACCGACAGUGAUUAUGACUCCAGCAGCGCCCAGAGCCCCCGGGAACUGGAUCUCGUCUACUCGUCCUCAGGCCUCGAAUGCUAUAGGAGGAGAACCCCCCGCCCUCUGAGGGACAGCGCCCCGGACGUCCUCCAGAGCCAUGAGCUCAAGGUGCCCGCCAUGCCUGCCAAGGAGCCUCCAUCCCUCUCCGAGCAAUACGACAGUGAUUUUGUGCUUCCCAGCCGGCAGAUUGAACUGCUACGCAUCACGGAGAAAAGGCAGGCCUACUGCGUCCGGACCAGCAGUCUGGAUUUCCCCAAGCCCUUUUGCCACGGAGCCAGGAAGUCUUGCCCUGGUUCGGUGGACAGCUCCCCAACCGAGAGCAGGACUGCUGCCCACUGCAGCCCCGUGCCAACCAUAACGAGGUCGGCUUUCAGCUCCAGCCACGAUUGGCAUGCAGAGAGCUCAGGGGCCGUGUUUCGGACACGUUCAGUAGAGUGGACUCAGACCUUCCGGGACACCUCUGAGCCGGGACAUGUAGCAAACUGGGCCAGGUUGCCAGGUUCUUUCAUCGUACGUGUGUGCGCUCAGUACGAAACGGGGCUCUCCAAAGAAACCAGCGUCAAGCUGCCCCUCACUAACAAGAUGUUGGCAGAAGACGUGGUGAAGUUGGUGGUCCAGGAGACGAACGAGGUCUCGCGUAAAGUCCUGGGAAACGCCAACUCUGUCUGCUACAGCGAAGAGCAGUUGGGCCACUUCGCACUAGUGUUCGUAUCGGAUGACGUGGAACAGUGGCUCCCCAACAAUUUUCUCCCCCUCUCGCUCCAAAAGACCUGGCCCAAUGGGAGGUUCUACGUCCGAAUCAAAGACACGUCCCCUCUCUUGUUUCGGUAUGGCCCAGCAACAACAGUAUGAGAAGAGGGACACCAGAAGGAGAACAAAAAUGAGGACUAUCCAACUUCCAAUGAGCAGAAAGCUCAUCACCAAUGCUUCCUUCUGAACAGACACUUUCAUGCCAGACGUUGUGGGCCAGAAGCGUAUUGGGCAGUGUGUUGCUUUUGUACGUUUGUGUGUGUGUAUGUGCAUGCGUGCGUGUGUAUGUGUGUGUGUGUAUGUGUGUGUUUUAUUUUACCAAAGAGACAACAAGACCUGGUUGUUAUGACCUCAGUAAGUGAGGGUGAAACCCAGGAGCCUUUGGGGGUGGUGAAAUUCAAUUUUUGAUCAGCCGAGAAAAAAGCUAGUUAGGGAUAAAGAAGCAAUAUGUAAUAAUAUUUUUUUUUCAGUCGGAUCAGCGUAAAAGAGAGAGAAAGGGGAUGUGGGCGUGUUCUUGAAAAAAAAAUGCUGGGAAUACAUCAGAGGUUCUCCUGGAGAGGGAAAGGCCCAUGGCAAUCUCACAAAUUUACGUUCUGUUAAUCUGUUUCUGUUUCAUUGUACCUGGAGAAGUAGGAAAUUGUCCUUAAUUCUUUGAACAAAUUCUCCUCUUUGUCUUAAUUCCAUCCUGGCUAUUUUGGAACACAGAAUAUUGUGGGUGUUCAAAAUCUGUAGAAAGCAGAGAAAUCCUUUCUCUGUCCAAAGUUUAAGAGGUCAGACUUUUAUCUUUGGGAUUAAAAACCUCAUCUUGGUAGGAAGACUGAAUCAACCUUUCAUUUCAUUAGCACUUCAGUCUUAGAAUGAUCCAACUUGGGCAAGUGGCAGGAUUGGUUGGUUUCCUGAUGUUUUUUAAGAGCUGUGCUUUACUACGAGGCCUUGUGAUUCCUCUCCCUGAUCUAUCUUCUUCCUUCUAUUUCUUUUGGAAGGUACACAGAUAAGCAAUUAUUGGGAGUCAGCUGUAAGAUUGCUUGGAUUAGGAAUGACUUCAUUCUGUCUUCUAUUACAGACUUGGUUCAAUGUUGGGAAGCAAUGACCAUCCUUUUCUAUCUCCAAGAGGAAAAUGGAAACCUCUGCCAGACCAACCAGAUUUUCAUCUUUCCUAUAAACAAGAGUAGCAUUGAACAUAUCCAGUGCUAACAACAUUUGUUGAGUUCAAACCACAGAAGAGUUUAUUAUUGCACCUAUAAUGGUCAAAGCUAAAUUGGUGCUAGAUAAGGGUCAACAGAAUUCAAGGGAUGUCUCUUGUGGCUAUGCAGUGAUUCCAAACUGAUGGCACUUUUAACCCCACCUUCUAGCUCAGCUCGUUCUCCUACAGAACAGAGGACUUUAAAGAAACUCAUGUAGACAUUCUAGUGGAAGCAGAGAAGAACUUAACGAAGACCUAGAACAAAGCACAAGCUAAUAACAUUCAUUCCCCACCUUCUGCCUGAAAAAGGUGCAAACAAAAAGAUUUCUUUGGAUGAAGGGUGUACAAUGAAGAGUGUGUAAUCAUCUACAAUGACUUUUGAUUUGGUAUCUCUUGUCCAGAAUCUCUAGAGAAGAGGGGACCACAUCUGAAAUUGUUCAUGGAAUUGUGUAAGAGCCUUCUGGAAGACCAUCCCUAAUCUCUUGGACCAUGGCUAAGCCUAAGUUCUCAAAUGAAUAAUGCUGUAGAAGAUAGUGUCCACAUUGCAGCUUUCAUCUACAUAUUAUAAUCCAGACUGCAUUGUUCCGUUUCAGAUUAUAGGUUAAGGAGAAGACAUGGUAAUAUCUUAAUUACUACUUGGGGAAUCCACACCCCAUUCUUAUCAUUAUAAGAGUCGUCCCCUGUAGCAACAGAGUUAAUUUUCAAGGAAGAUGGUCCAGAAAAUCUGAGCAUGUAAACAGCGAGAGGCUGGCAUUAAGAACAUUCAGACUGCUGCUAGCAUCCUUCCAAUUUCAUAUUGAUAUUAUUUUAAUUGGUGAUUGGGUUCAGGUCACUAAAUGAACUGUUGGAAGUGGAGGGCUACCUGUAUAAUAAUGUUUUAAAUAAAGAAUAUUGUAGGGAAUGGACUCAUCUCACCCAAAGUAUACUGAGUGAUCAGAAUUGAUUGAGAAGCCAGACCUGGAUCAGCAGGCAGGCUGACGUUACUGUCUGAACAGACAUAUUGCUGGAGUAUUUCAGCAAAUAACAAACUUGAGGAACUGUGAAGCAUCUCUUCCUGAAUUCGAGAACCAUCUAUGCAGGCUUGUGGUUGAUCUUAAUCACCCCUUCACCAUGACAUGGUCUUGUUUCAUUUGAUCCACACACUUCUUCCACAAAUUUCCUCCUGUAUCUUUUCUUUCUGUAGCUGAUUUGUCUUUGUCGUGUAGACCAAUACUAGUGCCUUUUCCAAUAUGCGAGGUGUUAGUUUACAGAACUAGUGGGAUUUACAGCAAGAACCAGGAUCUUGAGGUGGCCAAGUAGGACAUCUUCCAUGGCUGGGGUUGAGACUUUUAUCUGCAGCCUAGCCAGUUUUAGACAGCAUCUUAGACAUAGAGGCAGAACGUAUAAGAGUUCUCCAUCUUCCUCUCUUUGAUGAGCAAUUUCAUUAACAGCAAUACUAUUUCAGCCUGUUGACCAAGAUCAAUUGUAGUAUCUAUCGGACUAUAUUAUUUUGGGAAGACUUCCUCAACUGCUGACUCGAGAAGAGCUUUCCCAUGAAAAUGACAAGCAAGGAUGCUUUGUGGUGGCUGCAGGAUUAACUACAGCAAGGAUAUGAUGCCCUAUUUUAAGAGAGCGACAUUUUAUCUGAAUUCAACUAUCCCAUCAUCCCAGCAUCUCUUUCUAAAAAGGGUUGCUCUUGAUAGGCCCUCUUAGCUAGGAUUCUUCUCAACAUACUUCUUCUUCAGAAACUUUCUCAGUGGCCAUCACCGAUGAAUAGUCUGCACCAGGCUCUUUGUCUAAGAAUUGAUGUACCUUUUACAGAGAUCCAGGUAUAUAAAUUGGAUUCUUUGUUCAUGGGAAAGAAGAGGGGAAAAAUGUAUUCACCAUAAAUGAUCAGAGAAAUUGCUCUUUCCCUUCCAGGGUGUUUAAAAACACUAUGAACCUCUAUUGCACAUUAUUGUCUCACCUGCCACUUUUCAAAAUCCUAAAAUAAGGUCCACACUUGUGGUUGAUCUCCCUUUCUACAGUUCUUAUCAUCUGUGCUCCUGAAUGUGGUGGUGGGGACGUGGACAUGGUUCCUCUUCUGCCCUGUCUGGUCCAAAUACGCUCCUCACCCAAGUAUGGUUGAAAGUCGAAAACAUCUUCUUAUCUGGAGGUGGUUCUAUCCCAUUUAUAACAGCUAGAUGCACAAAGAAUUAAAUCUGGUGGUAACCAAAAGGCUCCCCUUUAGUUCUGUUUCCACAAAGACAUGGAGAGAUGUGCAGAAGGCAGUUUUUGCUGUCAAAGGUGUGCGAAGAGAACAUCUGCUGUGACACUUGAGUUGUUAACUUUCUUCUUCCUUCCCUUCCCAGUUGCUGUUUUGUUUCUGUGAUUGUGAAGAAUUACUCUUGUACAUCCAAUAGCAUGUUUCGUUGGCCGUGAGGUCCCUUUGUUAGCUGCUACUAUUAACAGAACUGUGGUCCACAGUAAACACAGCUAUCCUGCUGAGUAUGGUCCCAUCUUUCUUCACAAAUGCCCUUUGGGGGAACGUCUCCAGACCUUUUGACCUGGAGGUCAUAUUUUUGAACCUGAGUUCUGGGAAACACGGUCUUGCGCAGGAGGAGAGACGUGUCCACGAUGGGUCUAUGACAAUUCGCCGCGGCCAACUCACUACGGUCAACUUGCCACAGGACAAGAGUUACACUGAUAUCAAAGAAAUGGUAGAAUAGAAUCAUUGAAGGAAGGAUGCAGAAGGAGGGACAGAAUGAAAUGUGAAUGGCAAAAAUUAAAAUAACUUUUUAUUUAUUUUAAAUCAUUAAAUCGAAUUGUUCAAUUGUUCCACAGCGGGUUCUCCAUGGUGAGUUGGUCGUGGCAAGUUGUCCCAUUCCCGUCCAUGAAUACACAUAAUAGAGGAUAAUCCAUGUCUAAUUCAACAAUGUAGGAACCAGAUCAAGGCUUAUGAGUUGGAUUAUUUUUUGAAGGAUUGCAAUUCAAAAUGAGAGGGGAGGGGGUAAACCUGGGAGAAGGACCAGAAAAUUAAGCCAAGUGUAAGCAUACAGGCUGAUCUUUUCCCCAAGCAGGAUGAACGUUUAUAUAAAAAAUGAACUCAGCCCUGCAACUGUGUGUGUGUAAAUGUAAAUAACAUCAAUCACAUUCCC
This is a messenger RNA of Crotalus tigris (Tiger rattlesnake), 8921 nucleotides long. RefSeq names its product ankyrin repeat and fibronectin type-III domain-containing protein 1-like. Bases 708 to 4724 code for a protein of 1338 amino acids. The transcript has 23 exons. The record is from RefSeq and is a predicted model, not a curated record. NCBI's taxonomy places the organism in Eukaryota, Metazoa, Chordata, Lepidosauria, Squamata, Viperidae. Gene Ontology annotation, molecular function: protein binding. Gene Ontology annotation, biological process: regulation of establishment of bipolar cell polarity; signal transduction; establishment of mitotic spindle orientation. Gene Ontology annotation, cellular component: spindle.